AUGGGAUCUAUACCAGCUGCAGGAUGGAGAGAGCUCGAUGUCGGUGUUAUCGGUGGUGGCAUUGGCGGAAUGAGCGUUGCAAUUGCUCUCCGCCGCGCUGGCCACAACGUUACUAUCUAUGAGCGCAACGAUUUCGCCGGUGAAGUCGGUGCAUCCGUCUCAUGCGCCGCGAACGGCACCCGCUGGCUACACGAAUGGGGAGUGGAUGUUGCAAAGGGUGACCCCGUCAUUUUGAAGAGCCUCAUUAACCGAGACUGGAAGACGGGCGAACCAGUCAGUGUCUACAGCCUCGACGACUACGAGAGCCGCUGGGGCUACGUUUACAACAUGUUCCACCGUCAAUACAUGCAUGCCAUGCUCAAGGAUACAGCCUUGCAGGAUGAGGGCAAGGGAAGUCCCGCAAAGCUGCUUGUCAACCACAAGUGCAAAGGCAUCGACUUGGGCGCUGGAAGCGUCAGGUUUGAAAACGACCACUCUGCGACACAUGACCUCAUCAUUGGCGCCGACGGCAUCGGCAGCGCGGUGCGGGGCUUCAUCGGCGUUCACCCGGAGAAGCGCCCCGCCGAAUCCAGCUGCUUGCACGCCAACGUCCUCACAGAGGAUGCGAUCAAGGCCGGGCUUGUCGACUACUCCCAGGAUAGUGCGCUUGAAUACUGGGGUGGGCAGGAGGGCAAAUGGGACAAGAUCGUCCUCUCUCCCUGUAACGGCGGAAAACUUCUAUCAUACUACUGUUUCUUCCCGAGAGAAGUCGGGGAUUACGUGAACCAGGCCUGGGGUGUUGAGGACCGUCCUGUCGAGGAACUGCUCGCGCCAUUCCCUGGGCUGGACAAGCAAGUACGCGCUCAUCUGGCUAUCGGCAAGGAUAUCCAACCUUGGCGUUUGUGGAUGCAUGACCCGUACCCCUACAUCAACAAGGGCAUGGUUUGUCUCCUGGGCGAUGCAGGACACCCUAUGAUGCCUCACCAGAGCCAGGGUGCAUGCAUGGCCAUCGAGGACGCCGCUGCGCUCGGAAUCCUUUUCCACCCAAAAUACUUCAACGGAGACGUUGCAGAGACUCUAGAAGUCUACAACACGGUCCGCCUGCCCCGCGCCACCCGUGUCCAGGCCGCGGCUGCGAAGGCGGCAUACAAUAUCAACGAGCGUAUUGGAUUCUCAAAUAACACAAACACGAGCACCUACAAGGUGGCAGACGAGAAGGCGAAGCUAACGAUCGAGGAAAUGAACGCUUACGACAUGUACAAGGAUAUCGAGCAGGCCAUUGCUGAGCGGCAAGGAAUACCAUUCACCCAAAAGUUCAUCAGGGGCUUGCCAGUAGGACUCGAAUUAUCUCCCGGUGUCAUUGUCGGACAAUAA
This is a messenger RNA of Colletotrichum graminicola M1.001, 1353 nucleotides long. Its product is annotated as salicylate hydroxylase. Lineage: Eukaryota; Fungi; Ascomycota; Sordariomycetes; Glomerellales; Glomerellaceae. The transcript has 6 exons. Bases 1 to 1353 code for a protein of 450 amino acids. Gene Ontology annotation, molecular function: monooxygenase activity; FAD binding. The record is from RefSeq and is a predicted model, not a curated record.